Molecule: messenger RNA, 11300 nt
Organism: Cinara cedri
Lineage: Eukaryota; Metazoa; Arthropoda; Insecta; Hemiptera; Aphididae
Source: the annotation of a GenBank genome assembly
AUGCCACCGGUGAGUGUCGGUUACCUAAUCAUAUUCUCGAGAGGUUGGAGGGGAGCAGCGUUAAUGAUUUUUUGGUUUUUGUUCGGUUAUUAUUAACCGGUAUAACUAUAUCCGGUUUAUUAUUUCGUUUAUCCGAAAAGAUCCGCGGUACUUUAUAUUUGAAACAAAUGUACAGAUUCCAAUAGUUUUUCCAAAGAAUUUAAAAAAUUACAAACAAUAAAAUUAUCGAUGCAUCUGUUUUAAUUGCAUUUCUUUCUGAAUUGCCUUUCUGACUACACGGAAAACAAACACCAUUAAUACUAUCACCUGACCAGUUUAUUGCUCAGAAUCGUUUUUCGAUUGCAAUGAUUUAUCAUCGUCUUUAGUGUUAAAGCUAAAUUGAUUUUAAAUAUUCCAUAUACCUUCCAAAAUUACAACGGUAUGUCCAGCUUUCUUUGUUGAUAUUUUUUCGGUAAACGGUUAUCAUUUUGUACGGUUUAUUGGUAUAAUAGGUAAUUAUAAUUUUACGUAUAUUUUCUCCGAUGUGGUCAUCAGUUCGUAUAUGAUUCAAAUAGUCGAUAAUAAGUAAUUCGUGUUACGAGAGGGAUUUGGACAGACAUCUUCAGACUAUCAUACCGAAUAGUAAAAUUAUUUAUGCACUAUUGUAAAAAGACACGAGUAAAAUAAGAUUAUUUUAUAUUAUUUUUAUUUUUACAAUAGUAUAUAUUUUGUAGUAUAGAGCUGUUGACGGCACACAAUAUAAAUACUAAACGUCAUUAUUGAUAUGGUCUCAAUACUAAUCAAUUGUUAAUAAUAUGAAAACACUUUGAGCUUGUUAAAGUUCAAAAGAUCCCCGCUCCUUUUUAGUAAGUUAUUGAAAAUGACAGUUUUUGAACAUUAUUCUCGUAUUGUUCAUAACUGUUUCGAUCAGAAACUACACUUUCAUGGAGUCUUGGGUUUUGACUGUUCAUAUUGUCUACGGUUAGGCAAACAUCGUACGUAAUUUAUUGAAAAUUAAUAUUAUAACACGGGAAGCUUUACAAAGACAGGACUAAACACUCUAUUGUUCUUUGUGUUGUGUAUACAAUUAAAUAUAAUACAUAUUAGUUACAUUUAAAUGUUUAUAUAGGUAACAAAAAUAUUCAAAGACUUAAUAUUCAUCACUAUAAUAGUUGGUCGUUCCGUAUAAAUAUGAGAACCUACAUUAGACCUAAUGACCUAAUAGCCUGCAUUAAAUAUGCAUUGAUAUUGUUAAUGUACCUAUGUCUAACUAGUUACAAUGAUGGAUGAUGAAAAAAUUAUAAAGACCAUAAGUUAUGAUUAUAUAUACAUAGAUAUUUAUUGUAGAUUACUUCAAAAUACAAUAUUCAAUAACAUUUAAAAAUGAACCAUGUAUACAAUUAUGAUUUUAUACGGUUGAACAAAAAUUAACAACCGAUAAUUAUUAUUAUUUUAUAAAACAUGCAAUGUAUAUAUUAUAUAAUAAAAAUUACAUUUUUGUAAAAUAAAAAAAAAUGUAAUGAUAGGUAAGUAUAUUAUAUUAUUAUUUUUAUAUCAUUAACCUCCAUUUACUUGACCGCAUAUUAUAUAUUUAGGUGAAUUAUUACCUACAUCGAAAGCUAAAAAACAAAUACUUACAAACUUUUUUCGUUCUUCGUUUUUCAUUUACUUUUUUGUUAAUUAUUGCGGUUUUAAAGCAUCCUUCUGUUCAAUUACGAUCGUUUUACAGUUUACAAUAAUAAUAAUAUUAAUACAUUUUUUGAACGAAAAACAAGAUACAGCGUUGAACUUGUAAUAAUACUAUACUAUGGUAAGUAAUCAGAGUAUAUAUUAACAUAUAAAGCAGGAAAUACUAUUGUGUCACUUAGUGAAGAAUUAGUACCUCCUAUAAUGAAUUAAUGGAUGUGCCACGGUUCCAUCGACUUUUAUUCAUGUCAAAUUGAAAUAAUAAUAUAUUGACUAAUAUUUUGCGCGGAUAAUAAUAAGUCGAUUUCAAUUGGCUCGUGUAAUCAACGAAUAUUCGGAAAUUUUAACUUUAAAGUGUUUGAUAACCAAUAAUAAUUACUCCAAUUAUUCCGAUUCGAUAAUAACCUACGGAGUUUUCUGGAUUAUGUAAAUAUAUCAAUGAUAUAAAUAGUAGGUGGAUCAAACUAAUUGUAUAGGGUAAAGGCUAAUUCCUUAGUUAUAGUGCCUCCCAGUCAAAAUUCCUUAAAAUAUGCUUCAAAAGUAACAAUAAUUACUUAAUAUGCAUAUUAUAUUUCUAUCAAAUAAUUUAUAAUGAUGGCUCAUGUGUAAAUAUUCAGUAGAGACUGUCUUCCGAAUCCUGCAGCUCAUAAUCUAACCAAUAAAUACACAUUAUAUACAUUCGUAAUAAAUAAUAUUAUACAGUAUCUAAUAAAAAAUUUCCGACACUUCGUUUAUUCCCAAUUUUUCAAUAAUCUCAAUUUAUAUAAAUUAAUAUAUUGUUUAAUCAUGAUAAGAUAAACAACAAUAAAGUAGAAUUAUUUUAGUAUUCCAAACGAAUCAAAUUCAACGAAAUAACCUACAGUACCUAUAUUAUAUGCAUAUAAUACACACAUAGUAUACAAUUCCAUUAUAUCAAUCAUAUGUGACCACCCAAUUCUCUACCAUCUAUAUCGUUUUGUUUAAUUGUUUUUAGAUUCUGAGCGUAGCGAAAAGUGUGAAUGUUUUUGUUAUUUAUAAAAAGACAUUUCUACCGGCAUUGUUCCAAUUGCUAACAUCAAGGAUGAUUCUUUCUGGUAAAACAUUUUGUCUAGUUGGUGCAUUAAAGAGAUAACUUUUUUUGUUUCUCUUGUAAUUAUUCGGGAAAAUAUACGUAAUAACGGUUUCUGUUAUAUCCAAAAUUAUUUAUAAUUCAAUACGAAAUAACCGUAGACUUGUAAAUUUCACCAAAUACUUUUAUAAGCUAUUUCUAGACGUGAUGAAAUGUUUACGUUAUUUUAGCCCAUUUGUUAGGCAUUUAUAGCCAUUUGAAACGUUUGAAUUUUUAUUUUAUUUUAUGUGAAUAUAAUUUUGAUGAUCCAGCAAAUACACUUGGAAAUUUAACACGAGAUUUGUCAUAAGUGUCGUACCUAGUGGUAAAAACAAAAUUUGAUUGUUAUUUAAUGAUUUUUUUUAUAAACCUUUACUAUUUCAGUUUAAAUUGUUAUCCAAAUCGUAAAAGUUGUGGCAUUAAAAAAUAUGUUUAACCGAACUUCGUUUUUCAUUAAAUAUGAAUUUAUCGUAUAAACUAAAUUACUCUAUAUAAUAAUAUCCUAACUUUUUAUCUUCUCAACUACAAUAGUGGCACACCCAUCAGUAGUAUUAGUUUUUUUUUUAUGUUUUCGGUUUUUAUUUCCAGUGGUUCAUUUUGUUAUUCACAACGAUGUUUAUGUUUUUGCAAGUAACACAGGCACAAAAUGAAAAUAUUAAUGACAACGAUUCUGACAAAUAUUACACCGGUGAAUACAGUAUAUUCCCAAGACCCUCUGAAGCAAACAAUAAUACAUUUGAGAUAAAUGGCAUUCCCGACAAAAAUUGGUUGGAUACUUUUCCACCACCACCAGAAGAUCAAUUUUUGUCCACAUCGAUUCCAUCAUCAUCGCCGUUACCACUUAGAAUCGAUGGAUGUGUGUGCGUAAAGUUUUGGCUUUGUCCCAACAAAACCAUUAUUACAGAUGGUGCUACUUUAAUAGAUAUUAGGUUUGUUUUAUUUGUAUCUAUAUUAUAUUAUAUUUUACAACUCAUCCCUAUUAUACUACGAAAUUUAGAUUUAGCAGUGGAUUUUUUAUGGAAUGUAAAAUUUAAAUUUAAAUUUAAAUCAAUAUCAUAUACAACUUUAUUAUCUAUAACCGUGUUUAUGAAUUUUGAUGCUAAAAUUACUGUAUUCAAAUUUUGAUAAUAAAAUGGGUACCACGAGAAAAUUGUUUGACAUUUGUUUUGUUUGAGGAGGCACUCUGAAAAACUAGUAAAAAAGUGAACUAAAACUGCACCACUAAGUGACUGCAAAAUUACAACACAGAGAAGGUAGUCAGUGUCCCGAACUUAUAUUGUAUAAGAUUUGAAAUGUUAGGUUUCAAAAUCAGUGAUAACCCAUACAAAGUAUUAAAUUUAAGUGUAUUAUCUAUGAGAUUCAAAAUAUUGUGAUCAAAUUACAAACAACCUUUUUUAUAGUAAAAAAUUAAUGUUAUAUAUUAUUCAUUAUAUUAUACGUAUUAUCUGCAUCUUCAAAUUUUAAGUAUGUUUACAAAAUGUAUAAGAUAUAUCCAUAUAUUCACACCUGUAAAUGACACCAAUGAUAGCGAGAAAUGUAUUGGUUGGUAGCCCGUCAGUUAGUCCGGUAAAUAAUAUCCGGUGAUAAUUGAUCCGUGACAUUUGAUUCGGUUCAAAAAUAACCUGUACCAAAAAUAUUCGGCUAAAAAAUGUCCAGUAAAAAAUAAAAUUUAAAAAAUACGAAACAUACAUUGAUAAUUUUAGUUUCAUAAUUUUCAAAAAGGUAAAAGAUAAAAAUAAAUAAGAAUUAAUUAAUAUUUCAAAUAUUAUUUAAGACAAUAAUAUAAAAUAUUAUAAUGUUUGUUUCAUAAUUUUCAAAAAUGUCAGGUAAAAAUAAAUUAUGAAUUUUUGAGUAUUUAUUGAUGUAAAUUUAAUUUUAAUGUCAAGAUUUAGUCCUAUACUAAAAUCGAAAGUACAUAUAUUACACGCUCUCCGUCACAAUAAUAAUUUAAAUCUGAUAUAUCGUUGAUCGCUGAUAAGAUUCGUUUAUUUGUAGUAUUUGACACCGUUUUCGUAAUCUUUAUAUAAGGUAGACCAUCCGCUUAUUGCAUUCUAUAAUGUUACAGAUCAUUAUUUAAUUUCACUCUUUACCUUUUUGAAAAUUAUGAAACUAAAAAUAUCAAUGCACAUUUCUUUUUUUUUACCGGGCGUUUUUUAGCCUGAUAUUUUUAGUAAAGAUUAUUUUUGAACCGAAAAUGUUACGGAUUAAUUGUCGCCAGAUAUUAUUUACCCGACUAAAUGAUGUAGAACCAUAUUAGUUUUACUAUUAUAUAAUGUGUACUUUUUACCAGAAAUCUUACCCCAAUAAUUAACUUCCGGUGUGAUUUCCGGUAGUACAUUUGGUCUUGGUAUAUUUUUGUAAUUCAAUUUAAAUAAGUGGAGAAUUACAAUUUUAAAUAAAUAUAUACUAAAUCACUUUAUUCAAGAGAGUACUCUUGACUUAUCACAUACAGCGAAAUAUCUAUUAACAGUAUAAGCUCUUUUUUUAAUACUGAUCAAUAUGAAUUUAUAGAAUCAUUUUAAAAUGAUUUGAAUGUAUGAAUAUUAUAUAAAUGAAUAUAAUAUGUAUGAUAAUUAAAUAAAUAAAAAAACUGUUAUAAUAGUUAUAAUUAUAGUUUAUUGUUUAAAAUCCGUUUGAAAACAAGAAAUUUAGCACAAUCGCAUGUGAGCUUUCCUAUUUGGUUUUAUACUUAUAUUAUAAGAGUAUCGGUUGAAAUAUUAAAACCAUGAAUAUUUUGUUUUUUCAAUUAGAAUUUGAUUGAACUACGUUGUUAUAUAUUAUACAGGCUUAAUAUAAACAACACAUGUGAAAACUACCUGGAUAGAUGUUGCGAUUAUCCGGACGAUCCGACACCACCUAAUGUUAUUAUACCUAUGAAAGAAGAGCUUCAACAAUGCGGAAAAUGGAACUACAAUGGCAUUGCAUUCAAAAUAACGGGUAACACCAACAACGAAACGGAUCCCGGUGAAUUUCCUUGGAUGGUGAUCAUUUUAAAUUUACACCCAAACAAUAAGACCCGCAUAGAGUUAUUGUGUGGUGGUUCGUUAAUUCAUCCAAAAGUUAUACUUACUGCAGCCCAUUGUCUAAGCAGGUGAAGUUUAAUAUAGUACAGUAUUAUAAUAAUAUAUAGUAUUAAAAAAGAAAAUUUGGUUGUUUAUUGGAUUUUAGAACAAGAGAAAAAAAAUAUAAUACCUAAAAGAUAUAACACAUUUUAUUCAUAAGGCCUAAAUAAAGUAAUAUAAGUAAAUAAAUAGAGUAUCCAUGAAUAAACAAACAUUAGAUUUUUAAAUCCAAAAACGUACUUGACAUUUCUUCUUCGUCCUUAUGAAAAUAAAUUCGUAGUCAUACUCAAUUUCACAUUACCCUAUUAACACGGACGAUAUUUUCUACCAGAAAAAAUGAUUUAAUUGAAAAAUCACAAGAUACCAUUUUUAUUGCCUUUUUGAUUUACUCUCUUACAGUAUCAUUGCCAACACUUUUGAUCUUUUAAGGAAUUUUAAUUUUUGGGAGUUUUUUUCCUGUAAUUCGGUUAUAAAUAUACGUAGAGAUUGGAAACUUGGUAUUAAUACUUAUAUUGGACUUACCUAGACGUAGUAAAAUUUUCGAAAUUAUCGAACUACUUUUUUUUUUUUUUUUUAAUUAACGUUUUGAAAUUAAAUUUAAACGAAAAUCACAAAAAAAAAUUACGGCACUUCAAAUUAUGUAUUACCGAACUGCGCUCAGAAUCGUCUUUCUUCAAUCAAUGGUUGCUUACAUAUAUAAAUGAAAUAACCUUAUGUAUCUUACAUUCCCAACUUCUCACCUACAACAGUGGUCGUUUCCAUCCCCAGUUUCAGCUCUUUUUUUUUUCAUUAUUUUUAUAUCACUUAUCGGGUUAUAAUCCACACAUUUAUUUAUACAUCAUUUAAUUUUGUAUAUUUUUUAAAAAAUACAAAAAAUAAAUUUUAUUUUAUAGGUUUUAAAAAAUUUGAAGAUAGUUAUUUUAUAGAGUUUAUUAUUCGAAAAAUUGUAAAGUAUAACAUUUUAUUUUCAUUAAAUUCAUGAUUUUUAAUAAUAGUUUAAAGUAAAGAGAAAAUAGUUAGAUUAAAUUAACUACAAUUAUAAUCAACUAGCGAAUACAUAAAAGCCUGCUGUAUAGUUAUGAAUACAUUUCUCUGAAUUUUAAACAAUUAUUAAAAAAACAAAAAUUUAAAGAAAAUGAAAGUUGAUACGUCAAAAUUUCCAGAAGGAUAAAUUCUAUAAAAUGACUACGGAAUAUAGAUAGUAAAAUAAUCUCCAAAUUUUUCAAAAAUAAUAAUAAUAAAAAGUUUUAUUUUUAAGUUUUUUAUUGAAGCAUACAAAUUAAUUACGAUAUAAAUAUGUGUAGUAUCCUUCGAGUAUUAUAAAAAAAAAGAAAACAAAAAUUUGAUUAUCUUUAUUAUUUUAGAAGGUAUUGAAAUGGUUAUAUCUUCGUUGAACAUUAAAUAUUCAAAAAAAAGUUGUAGGUACACAUACCCGUAACGAUAUACCAAAAUUGUCCGGAAAAUAAUUCGAUGGACUGUAAAAAUCUAUACUUUUUCAGUAAUCAUAUGGACUAUAAAAAUCUGGAAAAUGAAACACUGUAAAUGUGUGGACUAGAAUAUUUCAGGGUAUGAAAAUCUGGAAAUUAUAAAUGCCUUUACCAGAAAGUCCAGGACUUUAAUAAUUCGAAAUACGCAAUAUACAAUGUGUUGUGCGGACCAGUGACGUUUCUCGCAUUUAUUUUUGAGGCAAUAGCUUGGUAUACUUCUGGAUAUAUUGUUUAAUAAACGUAUAUUUUUUUUUCAAAAACUGCUUCACUUUUACUAUUUCUUGUAAUUAACAGAAACUUGUAAAUUACUAUUAUUUAUAUAUUACAGUCAAAUUUUUUUUGAAAAUAUGACUUACAAAAACGUUUUUGGAAUCAUAUUUUUUAAAAUUUUACUUUGUUCUUAUUUCUAUUACCCUUUAUUAGGGGAGGAGGUGAAACGGCUACCUAAUUUUGAUUUUUAAAGGAAAACCUAUAUAAAAAAUUGUAUAAAUAAAUAGAGUAUUGGUUUAAUAAUGUUUGGUGUUGCUAUUUUUAAUUUUUAUCAACCCGUUAUCGAGAUAUUCCACUUUUAAGUUUAAGCGGGGAUAGAAAAGUGGAGCAUCAUAUGUGUGGCGGCGUUCAAAUAAUAUUAUCUCCGUUUUAUUUAGUUGUUGAGUGACGGCCGCUGCUAACGAAGGUGACGGUCAUGUGUCGUCUUCAUGCGAUUAUUCUAUUUAUAUCGAAAAAUUCAAUGAGGAACAACACCAUCUAUCGUCUGUCCGUAUUAAUAGUUUUUUUGAAAUUCCGGAUUAUUCAUGAAGUAUUCUGAUCUGAGCUUUUAUUUUUCCGGCUGAUUUCAGUCAGGACAUUUACAACGUUUCAUUUUCUGGAAUUUUUCAGUCCGUAUACGAUUAUUUUCCAGGAUUUUCUAGCCAUCCUUCGUAAUGAUUGUUUUUUUUUUCUACAAAAGUAAUCUAAAACUGGAAGACUUGAUCGUUCGUGCUGGUGAAUGGGAUUUAAAACAGGACCAAGAACUCUCUCCACACCAAGAUCGCAAAGUUUUAAGAAUAGUAAAACACGAAAAAUUCUCAAAGGGUUCGGGAUAUAAUGACAUAGGGUUGAUUUUCUUGACCGAACCGUUCAUUUUACAACCUCACAUUAGCACGGUCUGCUUGCCGCCUCAGGAUUUUAAAUUUCGUGAAUCGGACGAAGAGCACUGCAAAGUCAGCGGAUGGGGCAGUAAUAUUGGUAAGUAAAAAAACCGUUCUGCUGUUACAAAAUACUUUCAUGUCGAACGGCCUGUAAUAUCGAUCAAACUUAUCAAUUAAUGAUGCAUUGCUGAUAAAAUUCUCUGUUCUUACUCAUAGACAUAGACCCAGACUUAUUUUGCUUCUCUCUGUAUCUACAAUAUGUUGCAUACCAAAUACCGGUUCCGUAGUCUGUUUCUCUAAUAUACAGCAAAUUAGUUCUUAGAUAUUGAUGUUUUAUUUCCGAUUAUUUUUUCUAUAAUUUGUUCUCUGUAUCUUCAAUCUUCAUAUUAUAACUCGUCAAUUUUAUUCUUCUAUAAUUUCUAAACUUUUAUACAUAUAACUUCCCUUUAAAAAAGGUAAAUUCCACAUAUCAUGAUAGUUAUCAAAAAGUUCAAUUACAAAACUUGUAGACAAUUUAAAUGUUCAAUAUAAAUAUAUUUAUAAACAAGUUUAUAAUUUAAAUUAAGACCAGACAAAAUUUAAAUUACAGAUAUUAAGCAGUAUACAGUAUAUGAGGAGUUAAGCGCAACAGUGGCCUAUUCCAGCAAAUGGUUAAUAGCAGUAAUACAGCUUUUUCAUUUCUUUGAAAACUUGAUCGAAAAAAUCAAGAUUAAAUAAACAAUGUGUUUUAUUAAUUUUUAUUAUUAAACAUUGAUACAUUUAAGACAUAACUUUUAUUAAGAGUUAUUUGGAAACAAAUCAUGCAAAAUUUUACAAAUUUUUGUUGAAUAGGCCACUUUUGCCCUCAUACAUAGUUGUUGUUUAUGUUGUUUACUAAAAAAAUAUGUUUUUUAGGUCAGAUAUUGAAAUGAAAAUAAUUAUAAUUUAUGGCAAUAGUAUACAAUUUAAACUUUUAUUAAAAAUAAAAGAUGUUAUUAUAAUUCAUCGUUUUUUUAUUUUUGUUGUAAUAUUAUUUUAAUAUAAUAUUAUAUAACAAAAGUCGCCACAUAUUACUGCUGAAUAGGUCAUUGUUGAAUUGUUAUAUAGUGCUGCAAACUGAAAUCUAGUCUUAAAGAAAACAAAACUAGGCAGGUGUUACAUGGGAAUAUUUUUAAUUCUAAAUAAAAUUAUAUAAUUAUCUAAAUUUAUGAUUUUUGAUGGGUUAGGCCCCUAUUGCGCUAAAACCCCUCAUAUUAGGGUGGCACACAAAUUUUUUUAUAUUUUUAUAGUUUUCUCGUGUUUUCUAGGUAUAUAGUAUAAUGAAAAAUAUUAAUUAAUUAAUGCAGUUUAAAAUUUUAAAAUUUUAAAUAUUUAGAUUAUAAGAUUAAAAUAAUAACUAAAAAGGAAUACUCAAUUUUAUUUUUUUAAAAAGCUACCAAAUAUUGUAUUUUAUUUUAUUAUUAAAUAAUAAGCAGUUUUGAAAUUUUUCUUAGAUAAAUUCUUUUAGAUGAAUUAUUUUGUUUACAACAUUUUUUAUGUUUCCAUUUUUACAACUUAUAACUUAUAAUAUUUUUUAUGAAAUGAAAAAAUGAAAAAAUGAAAAAAUGAAGAUUUAAAGAAAUUUUAGAAAUGUCAACUGUCUUGAGGCACGCUUUAGAAUUAAACUCUCGUGACGAAAUUCCACACAUUUUAUUUUUUAUAGUUAAGUACUAAAUUUAAGGGUGGCAUAGUUAAUAUUUCAAUCUUUUUAAGGACCUCCCUAAUAUACAGUGUAUAUAGAAUGUUUUUCUUUUAUAACUAUUUAUAUCUAUUAGUUUUACUUUUAUGUCUAAACUUUUUUUUUCUGUAUUCCACAUAUCAUAUAGAUGGUGUUUAUCAGGCUAUUUUAAAAAAAGUCGAUCUUUCGAUCGUGGGCCGUGACACGUGUGAAGUCAAGUAUAAACAGUCCUAUGGCAUGGCUUUCAAAUUGCAUAGCAGUUUCAUUUGUGCCGGUGGGAUUAAUGGCAAAAAUACUUGCAAAGUAAAUAUUUUAACAUUUUUAAUGGAGUGUUAGGUAUUAUAAUCAACCAAAAAAAUAAACCUAUAAAAUAAAGGAUUUCUGGUUUUUUUUUUAUGAUUUAAGAAAGUAAUUAAAAGUUUCUUUAAUAUAUUUAUGAAAUAAACUUAAAAAAUUAAUAGGUAUAAUGUGAAGUUAAUAAAAAAAACUUUUUUAUUUAUGAGUUCAUUAUAAAUAACGACUAGAUAUUUGUAAAUAUAAACGAACGGGUAUAUUAUUAAUCAAUAGAAUUAUUUAUUUAAAAAUAAAAAAAUACUUACGGUUUCAUCGGUACCGAACAUUCAAGUAAGGAUAUUUAAUGUUUUUUUUAAUCAUUUUGUUCAUUUAUUAAAUUCGCAGUAUAGGUACUAAAACUUUUUUCUGAAAAAUAUUUUGUUUAUUAUUGAAUUUAUUUUUCGGAUAUUUCUUAUAGCAAACAAUUUUUCAAUUUCAAGUUCUCAAAUAAUUUUUUUAAAAAUAUUGAUGUUAUAUAAGUCAAAUAUUUUAUUGUUUUUCGUCAAUUGUAUAAUUGUUUUUGUAAACGCACAUUAGGAGUAGAUUACAAACUGGGAAAUAAUUUUUAAUUUCCUCCAAAUUUUGUUUCUAGAAAUUAAAUUUUCAUGACCUUAUUGCCUUAUGAUUUCACUGUUACAGGGUGAUGGUGGAGGCCCCCUGGUAUGUCCAGUGUCAAGAAACUCAACACGUUACCAUCAGGCGGGUAUCGUCUCUUGGGGCAUUGGGUGCGGUAACGGAUAUCCAGGACUGUACACUGACGUGUCUCAGUUUAGAAACUGGAUCGACCAGCAAAUGAUCGAUUUGGACCAGUCUUACUACGAUGCGAAUAACGUGGUUUAA